AUGGUAUUAAAUGCAUUGAUAUUCAUAGCCUAAAGCUGCUAAAACAUCUAAAGCUAAGAAAUUAUAAAAAAGAGUUGCAGACAGAAAAAAGAAUCCCUUAUUUGUUAAAGAUGCUAAAAAUUUCAGAAUUGGCAACGACGUUUAACCAAAAAGAGAUUUAUCCAGAUAUGUUAGAUGGCCAAGAUAUAUUUUACUUCAUAGAUAGAAGAAGAUCUUACUUUAAAGAAUCAAAGUGCCUGCUGCAAUUCAUUAAUUCAGCAAAACAUUAGAUAAAAAUUAAUGUAAAUCACUUUCAUUUAAUCAUAUCAGCUUCAAAAGUCUUGGGAUUAUUAAAGAAAUACUCACCAGAAACAAAAACUGAAAAGAAACAAAGACUUACUAAAUUAGCUGAAUAAAAAGCAUAAGCUCAAAAGGGUGAAUCAAAAAAAGUACAAGUCUUGAAAUUCGGUCUCAAUCAUGUUACUACAUUGGUUGAAACCAAAAAAGCAAAAUUAGUCUUAUUAGCUUAUGAUGUCGAUCCAAUUGAACUUGUAGUGUGGUUGCCCUAAUUAUGCAGAAGACAAGAAGUUCCCUUCUGUUUCAUUAAAAGUAUUAUUGUUAACAAUUACUUUAAGACAAGGCUAGAUUGGGAGCAUUAGUACAUUAAAAAACAGCUACUUGUGUUGCUUUGACUGAUGUCAGAAAAGAAGAUCAAGCAGAAUUCGAUAAUUUAGUAAUAAAUUAAAUAAAAUUUUAAGGCUCGUGACUUGAGAUAACACUACAAUGAAAACCAUGAACUUUUAAGAACUAUUGGAGGAGGACAAGUCGGAAUAAAAUCAAGACAUCAAUAGGAAGCUAUUAAGAAAGCUUUCGAAUUGGAAGAAUUGAAAAAGACAUCGCAAUGAACAUCC
Paramecium octaurelia is the source of this 890-nucleotide messenger RNA. The record is from the annotation of a GenBank genome assembly. NCBI's taxonomy places the organism in Eukaryota, Ciliophora, Oligohymenophorea, Peniculida, Parameciidae.